GUCUCAUGUGGAAUAUUCAGGGAAGCAGUUGGGAGGAGGAACGCAGAAACUCCUGAAGUGCUUUGUUUUUGGAACACUACCUCUUUGAAUUUACAUUUCACGCCCCCUCCGUUAAGGAAAAACUUUUUUUUAUUUUUAACUUUUUUCUUUCUCAUUUAACUCUCUCUCAAUCCCACCUUCGCCUUCCUCAAUCUGCGUCCAUCUGUCUCUCGCCUCACACUUUUCAAUUACCUCCGGUUGGUGGCGGCUGUUGGCUCUGCGCUGGUUCUAUAUGGCUGAAUAAACGGUUAAAAGAGGGGGGGGCUUGCUCCGGUGGUUUUCUCUGUGAGAGUGUGAGAAGUUGCAGUCCAGACCAGGACAAGCAAGAGAAGGAGGUGGUGGAGGAGGAUGGCGGUGGCUCUGGAUGAAGUGUGGGGGCGGGUAAAGAAUGUCUGCAAACAGAACGGUCUGCUCAUCCUGUCUGUGCUGGCCGUGGUCAUUGGCUGCCUGCUGGGCUUCUUCCUCAGAGGAAAGCAGCUCUCCGAGCAGGAGGUGAAGUACUUCCAGUUUCCUGGAGAGUUGCUGAUGAGGAUGUUGAAAAUGUUGAUUUUGCCCCUCGUCGUAUCCAGUUUAAUGUCAGGUCUGGCUGCUUUAGACGCCAAGUGCUCCAGCCGCCUGGGCAUCAUGACCAUCUCCUACUACCUCUGGACCACCUUUGUUGCCGUGGUAGUGGGUAUCCUCAUGGUUUACAUCAUCCACCCGGGCGGAGCCGCUCAGAAAGAGGACUCUGAUGAAAGCAAGAAGCCGAUGACCAGCUCUGCUGACGCUCUGCUGGAUCUCAUCCGCAACAUGUUUCCAGCGAAUCUGGUUCAAGCCACUUUUCAACAGUAUCGAACCCAGAGAGUUCCUGAGCUCAUCCCCAAACCAACGGUGGCUCAGCUCCUGGAUGAGACGACCACGCGCAGAGUCUACAUCUACGGCAUCCAGGACGACAAUGGCACGGAUAUACAGAAUUUCUCCCUGGAUCUCACGCCGCCGCCUGACGUCAUCAUGAAAACAUCACCUGGUACCAGUGAAGGCAUGAAUGUGCUUGGGAUAGUAAUUUUUUCAGCGACCAUGGGAAUUAUGUUAGGAAGAAUGGGACCCAACGGAAGCGCUUUGGUCAACUUCUGCCAGAGUGUGAAUGAGGCCGUUCUGAAGAUCGUUGCCAUUGUCAUCUGGUAUUUCCCUUUUGGGAUCGUCUUUCUGGUUGCCGGUAAGAUCUUGGAGAUGGACGACCCUUCAGCCAUGGGAAAGAAGCUGGGUUUUUAUGCCAUUACGGUGGUAAUGGGCUUGGUGCUACAUGGCCUUUUUAUCCUCCCAGCCAUGUACUUCUUCAUCACUAAGAAGAGCCCCAUUGUGUACAUAAGAGGCAUUUUGCAGGCCCUUCUCAUCUCCUUGGCAACCUCCUCCAGCUCUGCCACACUGCCUAUCACCUUCAAGUGCCUACUUGAGAACAACCACAUCGACAGACGCAUUAUCCGCUUUGUGUUACCUGUCGGGGCCACCAUCAAUAUGGACGGCACCGCGCUCUACGAGGCUGUGGCAGCAAUCUUCAUCGCCCAAGUUAAUAACUAUGAGCUUGACUUUGGACAGAUCAUCACGAUCAGCAUCACCGCCACUGCAGCCAGUAUCGGAGCAGCAGGAAUCCCACAGGCUGGACUCGUAACCAUGGUGAUCGUGCUGACCUCUGUUGGCCUGCCAACUGAUGAUAUUACUCUUAUCAUUGCUGUAGAUUGGGCUUUGGAUCGAUUCAGGACCAUGGUGAAUGUGAUGGGGGAUGCACUGGCCACAGGCAUUAUGGCUCAUAUCUGCAGAAAAGAUUUUGUCAAAGAAGGGGAGCAGGUGCCUCUGAUCUGUGAAACUAAGCCCAUGAUAAGCAUCCAGCAGAUGAUGACCUACCAGAACCAGAAGAACGGAUGCUUCCAGCCCCCUCCCCCGGGCAGCAGGCAGGACCACUUCCACCCGGAGGUGGCUCGCCUUAUGCAGCUGGAGGAGGGCGUCCGGCCGCUGGAAAAGAAGAAACACGCUCACUCGUCGCACCAUAAGAGAGAGCACAGGGACAAGGACCACUGUUCCGUGGAUAUGAACGGGCUGGAGACUAAUGUAUAAAAAGACAAUAUAAGACAUGGUGACUUUAAGUCCACAUGCUUCAAGAAGGACUGAGGCCCAGGGUGGGUGAAUGCAAGACGACCCCGGGGCAGAAAAAAAAAAAAAAGACUAUUUUUCUUUUUUACGUAACUUAAAUAAUGACCCGCAUUUGAUUGUGUAUGUUUGUGUGUGUACAUAUUUAUCAGAGAUGUUUUAUUUGGUACAAAGAGUGACAAUGUGCUGCUCUAGCUUACACACAAUUUGUUUGAGGUUUCACUGACAUCCCCCCAGAUCUGUGAGUCAGCGGAAAUGGAGAACAUACAGAAGAGGAUUAGGGCCAAAAUAGUUAUACAUUUGUUUCUGGAAAUCUCAGAAUUUGAGAAAUAAAGUCGGAAUCCUGAGAGAUUCAUUAUAUUUUUUUUCAAAAUUCUGACUCCAGAAAACCGGAUCAGGUCAGAUCUAAAAAAGAAAUUGGCACUAAUCGUCUUCCAUAAGAACACUACAGGUAAUAUCUGAAAAAAUUAAACAUACCUCUCAUAUCGCUUUCUAUUCAUCAAGAUCUGUUAUGUUUUUAGUAUAAUAUUAUGUUUGUCCUUCUGCUCUUUAUAUUGAAACGGUUGCCUGGUUGGAGCAUUCUUCCAAUAAAUGUUCUGACUCAAAAACAAACAAAGAGAAAAAGAGGAACAACUACACACAAUUGAUAAACCUCUAUUUUUGUUCACAUUUAAAAUAUCGGAUUUUGGGCAAACAAAAAAUUAUUAUUCACAAUGUCCCAUAUUUCUCAGCCACAUCUGUCCCUUUCUUCUCUGCCUUGAUGUCCUGAGUCUAUAAGUGCGUGCUCUGCCUCAUAUGUGCAGCGCUGUACGGUUAUUGCCAGAAUCCAAGACAAAAAGAUGAUAAAGGUCACGAUGAAAACAGGACGAGUGGUUGCCCUUGUGUUGGAGUCUUGUGGAGAUGUCUGAGCGCCCCAUUGUAUCCUCUUUGCCUUAAACGACCAAAGGAGAAGCAAGUGGGACCAGUGCGUCAGCAAGCAAACGCCUAACACCUUGAGACAGAGCAACACAAGGUCAUACUCGGAAAUCUGCCCAUGUAUAUGUGACACGUGCUGUACAUGUGUGUAUUUCAAAAGUCUAAAAAAAGUAGAUUUUACUACCAAGUGUCAAGAGCUGCCAUUCUGUAUUUGUAAAAAGGAAUAUUUCACUGUAGUAUGAAAAUGUACCAACUCUGUAAAAAAAAACGUCAAGAAA
Messenger RNA from Eleginops maclovinus (Patagonian blennie), 3356 nucleotides. RefSeq names its product solute carrier family 1 member 7a (gene slc1a7a). The record is from RefSeq and is a predicted model, not a curated record. The transcript is spliced from 11 exons. Gene Ontology annotation, biological process: L-glutamate transmembrane transport. Lineage: Eukaryota; Metazoa; Chordata; Actinopteri; Perciformes; Eleginopidae. Gene Ontology annotation, molecular function: L-glutamate transmembrane transporter activity; glutamate:sodium symporter activity; neutral L-amino acid transmembrane transporter activity. Bases 388 to 2130 code for a protein of 580 amino acids. Gene Ontology annotation, cellular component: plasma membrane.